Oncorhynchus tshawytscha (Chinook salmon) is the source of this 2433-nucleotide messenger RNA. RefSeq names its product zinc finger protein 135-like. The coding region runs from base 909 to 2303 and encodes 464 amino acids. Gene Ontology annotation, biological process: regulation of transcription by RNA polymerase II. Lineage: Eukaryota; Metazoa; Chordata; Actinopteri; Salmoniformes; Salmonidae. The record is from RefSeq and is a predicted model, not a curated record. The transcript has 4 exons. Gene Ontology annotation, molecular function: DNA-binding transcription factor activity, RNA polymerase II-specific; RNA polymerase II transcription regulatory region sequence-specific DNA binding. Gene Ontology annotation, cellular component: nucleus.
UCACUAAUUUUCCUCUUCCACUCAUUAUGACUCACCAGUUGUUCAAUCAGAUUCUAUAUGGAGGAAUGGUCUAAUGUUCCUUCCAAUGUGUUCUCCAAUAUCAUAAAACACUUUGGCUCAGUGCCGUUAUUCUUGCAAGGUGAGUUACUGAAGGUAUUGAAAACAGGGGUGCCAAUAAUUUGGACUCCUAUCUUUUUUUAGAUCAAAAAUAACAAUUGUUGAAAAAAAUAUCUUAAUCUGAGCAAUUGUAGUAGUAUAAAAUAAAAUAAAUUCCCCAUUAUUAUGAGCAUACAACAUAAUUUUAGACCCCACUGAAAAUCUAAUAUCCGUGUUAUCAAUAAUUGUGGACCUGACUGUACAUCUAUGUAUUGUUACACCAUGUAGGACCUGUGUAGACCUAGUUUCUUACUGUGAUAUCUAUUUGUUUGACUAAAUAUGUUUGUUGGACUAUACUCCAGACGUGUAGUAGAUUGGUUUGUUUUAAAUUCUCACGUAUAGAAACAACGCAUGCUUCUGUAUGUACGUUGCCAUAAAAUAUUAUUAUUUAAUGAAAUAGAUGAAGAAUAUGCUUUUUGUCUGGAAUGAACGUUUUCCUAACUGCGCUAAGCUCUCUCGUCAGCAGUGCGUUUUCAAGCAAUGCUACAAGAGUGACGUACAAUCUAGUGGACGGGACGCUUCUCUAAUAACAAUAACAGCUAGCUAGCCAGCCAACCACCUACCUCGGUAGCUUUUUAUCCAACAUAGCGAAACAUUGGAGCGCUUUAGACAUUGUCGGUGUAUAUUAGUCAUUGUGUUUUAAACACACGUCUGUCGCAUCUACUAUUUCCAUAUUUACGUUCUUGUUAGUCAGGUAACUUAGCUGGCUGGUUAAAUUAGCAGUUGCACUAGGCUAGCUAACAUCCCAGACCAUGAGUUCACUAAGCUAUUCCCCCCCUGCUAAAGAAGACGGGGUCGUGAAAGAGGAGAACGAAGAAGAGGCUGUCACGGUUAAACAAGAAGUCGAGGAUGAGGCUGUUAGAGUGAAAGAAGAAGACGUUUCAAUGAAAGAAGAGAAAGAGGAUACUGCUGUUUCAGUGAAGGAGGAGAUUACUGUCACAUUGGAGGAAGAGGAAGACGUUUUUGGAGUGAAGGAGGAGGGGGAGAUCACUGUCACAUUGGAGGAGGAAGAAGAGCAGAAUGGAUAUCUGAUUAACAGCAGAGAGAGACCAGACUCUCACUUUGACAGCGGGAAGAGUCGUUCAGGGGAAUCAGAGAUGGCAAAACAAUUAAGACCACACCACUGUUCCCAGUGCGGGAAAAGAUUCACCCGGUUAGGGAACCUGAAAGAACAUGAGAGGACACACACGGCAGAGAAGCCUUGUAACUGCUCUCAGUGUGGAAAGGAUUUUACCCAGUCAGGGAACAAGAAAGACCAUGAAAAAAAGAACACAUUCAGCAGAGAAGCCUUUCCAAUGCUCCCAGUGUGGAAUGAGAUUUACCGGAUUAAAAACCUUAAACUUCAUCAAAGAACACACAGAAGAGAGAAGCCUUUCCAAUGCUCUCAGUGUGGAAAGAGAUUUACCGAGUUAGGGUGCCUGAAAAACAUGAGAGGAUACACACAAGAGAAAAGCCCUACCCAUGCUCUCAGUGUGAUUACUGUCACAUUGGAGGAGGAGGAAGAGGAGGAGGUUGGAGAUCUGAUUAACACCCCAGGUGAAAGACCAGACUCUCACAACAGGAAGAGUCCUUCAGACCCAGAGACAACCAAACCCUCAAAACCACAUCAUUGCUCCCAGUGUGGAAAGAGUUUUACCUGGUUAGGGAAUCUGAAAUCACAUAAGCGCACACACACAGGAGAUAAGCCUUUCAACUGCUCCCAGUGUGGAAAAAGUUUUACCCAGUUAGGGAACUUGAAAUCACAUGAGAUGACACACACAGGAGAGAAACCUUUCCACUGCUCCCAGUGUGGAAAGGGGUUUAGACACGCAGGGAACCUGAAAGUGCAUGAAAGACGACACACUGGAGAGAAGCCAUAUAAAUGCUCACAGUGUGAAAUAAAAUGUUCCUCAUCCGGGGACCUGAGAAAACAUGAGAGAACACACUCUAUAAAGAGGCCUUUCCAAUGCUCUCAGUGUGGAAAGAGUUUUACCCAGUUAGGGAAUCUACAAAAGCAUGAGAGAACGCACACAGGGAAGAAGCCCUACCAUUGCUCAGACUGUGGAAAGAGAUUUACCCAGAUUGGGGACCUGAAAUCACAUGAACUGACACACACAGGAGAUAAGCCUUUCCAAUGCUCCCAGUGUGGAAAAAGUUUCCCCGGUUAGGGAACUUGAAAAUGCAUGAGAGAAUACACACAGGAGAGAAGCCUUUCCAUUGCUUCCUGUGUGGAAAUAGUUUUACAGAGUUAGGGACACUGAAAAAGCAUGAGAGGACACACACAGGUGAGAAGCCUUU